Molecule: messenger RNA, 3441 nt
Organism: Phytomonas sp. EM1
Lineage: Eukaryota; Euglenozoa; Kinetoplastea; Trypanosomatida; Trypanosomatidae
Source: the annotation of a GenBank genome assembly
AUGGCCGCCUGCGCGCGAUUUGUGGUGCUCGGCAGUCGAGGCGGCGCCACGAUCGCGAUGAUGGAAGGGGAAACGCUGAGCGGGAGGAGCGCGUUGGAUUUGCAUCUGGGGGGGAACCCCGCCGCCUCUGGCGCUGAUGCCGUCCUGCAGGUGGCGAUCGUGAGCGAAAUUCUCGUUUUAUGCACGUUGGCAAGUCGAAAAGUCAUCGGCGUGGCCACCCCAGCCUCAAAGGAGCUUUUGUAUCAUCAAAUAUUCGUCCUCGCGCCGCCGCAGCCGUUGGAGCGGCCGCUUGGCAACCCCGCCGGGUGGCGGUUAGCGGUGCCCUCGGGGGGUUUCACGAUCGGGGCGUUUUGGUGUGAAACGGAGCUCGUCUACCUCCACCUCCCCACCACCCUGGAGCACGCCAAAAGGCAACAGCGGCUUUAUGGAGCGCCCGGGGUGGCGGUGGCGGGUUCGAAUAGCUUAGAAACCACCCCGCUUGAAGGGGUGAAGGUGCUUCCUUUUCUUAAAGGCUCGCAGGAGGAUGGAGGAGAAGCCGGCACGGUCGGGGAUCGGGAGCCCCGCCCUCGUCAAGGAGGGGGUCCUUCCGAGGAAAUCAAGGGGGUUUCGGCGCUUCGAAGGGCAAACGUUUCCCCGAUCGACGCGUUUCGUUUUCCACGCCACCCGUUAGUCUUCGAUGCCACCCACACCCGCGCGAGUUGGGUGGACGUCAACGCCGUGGAAGGGCGAGGCGGGGGGGGAGCGCGGCCUGGCGUCUACGACUCCUCAUCCCAGGCGGUCGCUCUUGACGGGCAGCGUGUGAUGACGGUGUUAUCGCGCGCCUUACACAGUGAUCGCCUGGACGACGCGACGUGCCGCUAUAACAUGGAGAAGCUCCACGCGUAUUUGAACAAAUACGGCGUCUUCCCGUCCAAGUACCGCGCGGCGAUCUGGCGUUUUAUCUUAGGGUUGCCGAACAAGCGGCUCACCGCGCCGCAGUUCGCCUCGCUCGCGCGUCGUCCGCCGCAUGAGUGUGUGGCGGUUUUUUUAAAACCCUUCGGCCUCCCCCCUGGGCGGCUACGUCAUACCCUGGAGGGCGUUCUCUCCGCGCUCGCCCACCACGCCCCGGUCUUCGCGAUCGCGUCGUUUCUCCCCGCGAUGGUUUACCCUCUGAUUCGCGUCUACGAGGACGACGCCCAGUCGAUCCUGGAGGUGGUGCUGAGUUUCCUUUCGAAUUGGGGGCGUGAGUUCUUCGUUUGUUAUCCACAAGCCCCUAGCAUGCUUGGCGCCUUUCUCACGCGGCAGCUGGAGAAGCGCGAUCGCGAGCUUGCCGGGCAUUUGACGCAAAUCGGCGCGGGCUUCGAGGUUUGGGGGUGGGAUGCGAUGUUGAGUUUCUACACCGAUAUGCUCACGGGCCCGGAGUGGCUUCAAGUGAUGGAUCACGCCUUUAUGAUGGAGCCGAUGUGGCUUUUUAUGUUUCACCUUGCCUACCUCGUCCACCUGCGGGAGGGGUUGCUCACCCUUCGCAGCGCCCACGAGGUGCUCGAGGAGCUUCGCCAGCCACAUUCGGGCGAUUUUUCCGUCAGCGCCGUGAUCGUGAUGGCCUACGAGAUGCUCCAGACGUGCCCGCGAAACGCCGAGUUUAUGAAGCCGUACUUCAUUUUUCAAGGGUGGGGCCCGAGCUACGAAUACCCGAACGAUUUCAUCUGCGAUGCCGAGGUCCUGGAGGCGAAGUCCAGCGAGAUCCACCUUCUCACGCAACGUGAGCACGAGAAGGCGAUCACGCAGGCUCGGCUUCUCGAGCUGCAGGAAGAAGCCGAGGCGGCGGCGCUUCACGAGGAGAUGCUCCUCCAUCGCGAGCGCGCGGUGAUCGCCGCGAAGUACGACUCCUCCGCGGACCUCUGGCGAUCCCGGGUGGAGCUCGAGCGGGCUCGGCAGGAGCGCAUCAAAAAAGAGCGCGAGCUGCGGCUUUUUAUCGUCGAUUCGAAGCUCGCGAGCGCGGAGCAGAUGGAGUCGUUGGAAGGGGAAAAACAGCAGGUCGAGCGGCAGUUGCGGGAUCGCUUUGUCGACGGCCUCAUGGCGGAGCAGGCGUGGGUGCUUGGCGAGCAGCUCACCGACCACGAGCUCGCGGAGUUGGAGAAGAACGCCGAGGCGCGUAUGAACGCGGCGCUGCAGAAACUCGUCGGGGCGGAUUCCAACGAGGGGGUGGAAAAGCCCCCCAUCGGGAUGGCUCGGCCUCCUCUUUCCGCUUCGUUUUCCUUUCCUCCAGGGGGGAAAGGCGAUUCUCGCGUGGGAUCCACCGUGGAGCUUCCGACGGGGCUGAUGUCGUCCGCCAACCUCCCUGUGGCCUCGUCGUUGACGGAGGAGGAGCCCUACGACGCGGGGAGGGGAGAUUUCACCGCCCUCCCCGCGACCUCCGAGGAAAAUUUCAUCCCCACGACGACCCCCUCCGGCGUGGAUGACGGGCCCUCCUUUCCAGCGCUCGCGGACGCUCCAGGAGAGGCGAAACGAGAGGCGCGUCCGAAUGACGAGGACCUCCGUGUGGCCCCUAAGGAGCCCGUGAAAAGCGCCGGCGCGAGCGAUGGGAGGCCGCGCUCGCGGUCUUUCCCCCAGACGAAUCCCCCCUCUCCGCCGGUCGGGAUGGCCUCGGAGAAACCGCCAUGCGGUCCUCCCGAGUGGGAAAAAGGGAGAUCGCCGCGCCACGCCGCCCCUCCCCCCCCCCCACGUCAUUUGGAGCCGUUUCAACCCUUCAGCGCGUGGUGUGAAAGUCGAACGACCCACGACCUCGCGAACUCCACCUCGGCGACGACGGCAUCGCUCUACGACUCCACCCAACAGCGCUAUCUCGCGAUGCAGCGACGCGCCAUCGGGGCGGAGAAAAAAGUGAGUUCCGCGAGCGGGCGAGGGGGAAGGGAAGGGGAAGGGAAAGGGAAAGGCGAUUCCGCCAGGGUGCGGCGUCCUCACGAGCCUGCGGAUCCCGAGGCCCCCAAGACGGAUCCCGCGUCAUCCGUCGCCUUCCCACGCCACGUCCCUCGCCCCGCGCUGUAUGAUAACAUGCCGCGAUCCACGCCGAUUCCCCCCCCGGCCAACCCUCAUUGGGCUUCCCCUGCGGUGGAGCGGAUGCGCGCGUUUUACGCCAGCCAUCCGCUCGAUUCCACGGGAAUUCCCUCCUCCUCAGCGGGGCUUCCCACCGCCUCGACCUCGAUUGCCACCUCGACGACCCUCCCGACGAAUACCACGACAAUCGCCCCCUCUUCUAGUCGUGUGGAAGGGAAGGGGAAGGGGAAAGGAGGGGGGGAGCGACCGAAGACGAGUUUGACGACUUAUGCAACGUCGAGUUUCUCCUCACGAGGAGAGACGACGUCGGCUGCCUCCGUGAUCGAUCGCCCGCAUCGCGAUAGCUACUACUUCCUGCCACCCCCAUCUCAGGGGGGGGGAGAGCCCGCAAGAGACGUUCGCUGA